This is a messenger RNA of Rotaria sp. Silwood1, 1671 nucleotides long. The record is from the annotation of a GenBank genome assembly. Lineage: Eukaryota; Metazoa; Rotifera; Eurotatoria; Philodinida; Philodinidae.
AUGAUGAAAUUCGAAGAAUUAGCCAAUGAAAUAAUACUUGAAUUAUUUGAAUUACUCGAUACAGUAACUCUUAUUCAUGCUUUCUCUGGUCUUAACUUUCGUUUAAAUCAAUUAAUUUUCAGUCGUAUUCGAACCUAUCAUCUAGAUUUGCGAUCGAUUUCGAAAAAUGAUUUCAAUCUAAUCUGUUAUCAAUAUCUUCCAACUAUUAUUGAUCGAAUUACGUUACUACGCAUAUCACAUGAUGAUGAAACACCAUACAUUUUAUAUGGAACUUAUUUACAUGUUUUUCAUAUUCGUCAAUUCAAUCAUUUACAAUCAUUAUCUCUUUAUUCGAUUGAAGAAGCUUCGACAAUAGAUCAAAUAAUUCUUGAAUUACAUCAACUUCCCUAUCUUACACAUUUAAACAUAAUUCAAUGUAAUUUAGAACGUAAAUGUGAUAGAAAAAUUGUUGCUUUGAACGAAAUUUGGAGUCUAAAGAAAGUGACACAUUGUAAUUUUGAUCAUUGUCAUGGACUUUCCAUACAGUUGGCUCAAAUAUCAGUAAUAUCACAAACUAUUGAAUAUCUUUCAAUAGAUACUAGUGAUCAUUUCAGAAAUUUAACUCAAUUAAUUCAUUAUACACCAAAUCUUCAACGAUUCAAUUGGAAUUUAAUAUAUUCAUCAAGUAAUCAACCACCACUUAUUACAAUGUCAUCGAUAGUUUCAUUGAAACUUCGUUAUAAUGGUACAAAUGAUUGGUUAAAAAAUAUUUUACAACAUAUGCCUAAUUUAUAUGAUUUAAAAUUAGAUCUUAUUAAUAUUUAUUUAAAUGGAUAUGAAUGGGAAAAUCUAUUUGUUUUAAAUUUACCUAAUAUAAAAAUUUUUCAAUUUCGAAUGCAUCUUAAAUUUUCUAAAAUAAAUCUUGAACAACAAAUUAAUGAAAUACUUAAUUCAUUUCAAAGUUCAUUUUGGCUUGAAGAACAUCAAUGGUUUGUUCGAUGUGAAUGGAAUUCAUCAAAUUCAGGUAUUAUUUAUACAUUACCUUAUGCAUUUAAUUAUAUGUUUUAUUUGAAUCAACAUUCAUCGAAAUCUACGUGUCGAAAUGAACAAGAUUAUUGGUCGUAUAAUAAUAUACGAAAAUUUGAAUAUAUCAAUAGUAAUAAUAUGUUUAUUAAUGAUUUUGAUAAUUUUCCAAUUCGUUUAACUAAUCUUCAUGAACUUGAUAUUGCUCUUCCUAUAGGUAAUUAUUUUUGGUCAAUUAUUUCAUCAUGGAAUCAAUUGAUUUCACUUAAUAUAAGUAUUAAUGGAAAUGAAAAUAAUGUUUAUUUUCAAUUACAAAAAUUUCUUGAUCAAACACCACAUCUUUAUUCAUUGAAAUUUUCUAAUUGGAAUGAUUUGAAUAUGAUAUUAUUUCAAAAAUUGAAAAGUAAAUCAAUUCGUCGACUUCAUUUUACUGAAUUACGUAUAACUUGUCGUCAAUAUUUUGAACGUAAUGAAUGUUCUGCAUUAAUCAAUUCAGCAUUGGGAAAACAAUGUGAAGUUUUAAUUAUUCCUAUUGCUAAUGAAAUAUUGGCUGUUGAUAUUGCUGAAAAUAUGAUAAAACUUCGAAGUUUGAUUAUCAAAUGUCAAGGUAACAGAUCAUCUAGAUUUAAAUUCUCAUCAAGAAAUGAUCUAUUUGUUCAAUGGAAAUAA